Bacillus rossius redtenbacheri is the source of this 3784-nucleotide messenger RNA. RefSeq names its product coiled-coil domain-containing protein 93 (gene fidipidine). Gene Ontology annotation, biological process: Golgi to plasma membrane transport. Lineage: Eukaryota; Metazoa; Arthropoda; Insecta; Phasmatodea; Bacillidae. Bases 87 to 1895 code for a protein of 602 amino acids. The transcript is spliced from 15 exons. The record is from RefSeq and is a predicted model, not a curated record.
ACUCUAUGAUCUAAACAAACCAGCAAAUAAAAAUAAAGGAUUUGAGUGAGGAAAAUCACAACACAAACUUCAAAAAGUAUUUAAAUAUGUUUGUGGCGCGCCCUAAACUCGCAAUGAAGACGGACAAGAUAGACGCUACAGAAAAGGAAGUUCAACCGGACGUGCGGGAAGACGAGGAGCAGCGCGCCAAGCAGCAGGAGAUCAUCGACCUGCUGGUGGCCGCCGGCUACUUCCGGGCCCGCAUCAAGGGCCUGUCCGCCUUCGACAAGGUGGUGGGGGGCAUGACCUGGUGCAUCGACACCUGCAACUUCGACGUAGACAUCGACCUGCUGUUCCAGGAGAACCUCACCAUCGGCCAGAAGAUCGCGCUGACGGAGAAGAUAGUGGCCGUGCUGCCACAGAUGAAGUGCCCCCACGCCAUCGAGCCCCACCAGAUACAAGGCCUCGACUUCAUCCACAUCUUCCCUGUCGUCCAGUGGCUGGUGAAGAAGUCGGUGGAGACGCGGGAGGAGAGGGGCGACCUGACGCGCUCCCUCGCCAUCAGCCAGUUCGACAAGCAGUUCAGCCUCCCCGAGGAGCAGCGGGACCGCGCGCGGCUGCGCGGCGUGGAGCAGCACGUCCGCCUCGCGCAGGAGGUGUACCGCCCGCGCAGGCUGUUCCGCCGGCGAGACCCCCCCCCGGCCGAGGAGGAGCGCCGAGUGCAGAGCACCCUGCUGGAGUACGGCCACAGCGCGGCCGUGCUGGCGGCCGCCGCCUCGGACAGCACGGGUUCGACCAGCGACCAGGCGUCCCCGGAGAGGCUGGAGUCGGACAAGCACGAGGAGCUGCAGAUCCAGGAUCUCAUGAAGGGCAUGUCCUCCGCCCCGGAGCAGGAGGGCAGAGUGGCCGCUAGCGUGGUUGGCAGCAUCGUCAGCUUGCGAGCGGAGGAGAUAGAGAAGGCAGCGGCCGGCUACGCCCGGGUGCAGGCGGAGAAAAGUGCGGGGCUGGCCGGGGGCUCGAGCGCGCUCGCCGUGGCCCAGCGGCAGGCCCAGCUGCUGGGGGACGCGCGCGACAAGCUGCAGCGAGACAACCGGGCGCUGCAGGACGCCCUGGGGCAGCGCUCCCGAGAGCUCCAGGCAGUGCGGGCCCGGGCCGGCGACGCCCGCCGGAGACUGGCCGCCCUAGAGGCCUCGGAGACCGACCACAACCAGGGCGUGCUGCGCAGACUGCAGCGCCUGGUGCUGAUGAACGAGAGCUUGCGCCAGCAGGAGCAGCAGUUCCGUGAGCAGUGCCGCGCCGAGCUGGAGCGUCUGCAAGCCCUCGUCAACAGGGAGGCGCAGGCGGAGGCCGGGCCGGACCGCGAGGGAGACGGCGCCGCGCCGGCCGGCGCACAGCUGCAGGAGCUGCGCGACAAGGUGCGGGCGCUGCGCCUGGCGCUGGCCAAGAGGAACCGCGCCAUCGCGUCGCUGCAGCGCCAGCUGGACGAGGUGCCCGGCCGCGCGGAGCUGGCGCAGUACCAGCGCCGCUUCCUCGAGCUCUACAACCAGGUGGCAGCGAAGCACAAGGAGACGAAGCAGUUCUACACGCUGUACAACACGCUGGACGACACCAAGCUGUACCUCGGCAAGGAGCUGUCGCUGCUCAACUCCGUCCUCGACAACUACGGAGAGGCCAUGGCAUCGGCGAGCGGCAAGGAGCAGUUCAUCCAGCAGUUCGACGCCAUCGUGGAGGGCAUCCGCCAGAACAAGGCCAAGGUGCAGCAGCGGCUGGGCGACGAGCGCAGGCGCCGCGACGCGCUCAGCCAGCAGCUGCUGGGACUGGUGGAGCUGCAGCGACGCUACGUGGCGGCCGUGCGCCAGGUCACCAUCGAGUGUCGCAGCAACGAGGCCCUGCUGGCGCAGCUGCGGGGACGCUGACCGCCCGUCCGUUCCCGUCUCCCGGCCGCUGCUUCUGUUGCUUGUUUAACAUCAGAUAUACUGUACUUCAAAUCAUUCGGGAAAUGAAAUCGUGAAACGGAGUUAGCUUCCCAACUUAAAAGGAAAAGGGCCUGUUCCGAUACCAUUACCGAUACCUUACACCGGGGGCGUAGCCAGAGGGGGGGGGGGGGGGGGGGGUUUAGGGUUUCAAACUCCCCCCCCCCCCCAAGCCCCAAAUCUUUAAUUAAAUUUCUUAUUCAUCACUCAAACAAAUUUCAUAUUAAAAAUUAAUAAAAAUGUUACCAUUACAAUAUUUAAAUUUAAGUACCGAAAACUGCUAAAAUAGCACUAUUUUACACCUUAACAUCCAAAUUUUCCCGGGGGAGGACUCCCGGACGCCCCGCGGGGUGGGGGGGGCAUGCAUCUCAACACCCCCCAUACACAAAUCCUGGCUACGCCACUGCCUUACACUGCAAUCAACAUUUACAAUUACUGGCCACGCUAUAUGUGAAUGAUUAUUGGAGGGUGACCAUUUACGGGUGAUCGUUAAUGGAUUUCGCAGUUGGCCCUGAGUUACGUCGUAAAAGCUUGCGACUGUAUGUAAGCCUGAUUGACGGCUCUAAGUUACGUGAUAUGAAACACACUCUGAUUAUAGUGCAUCAUAAGGUGUGUUUUCAUUGUUUUAUUUUUGUAAUGGCUUACAUUUUAUGAUCUUCUAACCUUAGGUUAAGAAUUUUUCAUAAUUUUUUUUUAAAAACUUUAAGUGUUAGGUAACUAUUAAUGUUUGUAUGUAAACAUAUUUAUAUAAUGUAAAGGAAACAUAGUUAAGAUUGUUUGUUAUUAUUUCCUGUAAAGUAACAUCUUCAGUAUUCCAAUGCUUUGUAAUGCUUGUAAAUGUGUUGAAUAACUAUAGAUGUUUUCUAUCUUUUUGAAGAGAGUAAGUUCUUAAUCAAAGGGAAACUUUCAUAAGUAUGCCCAUUUACGGCUCCCUGUAAUAUUUUCAAAUAUUUAUGUGAUUAAUUCAUCUUGUCUUUAUGUGUACCUAAAAUUAUUAUAUUUAAAAUAUUCAGAUGAUUAAAAUUAAUGCUGCAGCUAUAAUUCUUCAUGAUUUUUUGUAGCUUGUGAAACUCCUUUGUUGUUUGAAAGGGGAGCUCUCUGUCACCUGAACAGCAAGACAGCAAACUGUUACAUCUGUGGGGUUAUUUAGAGUAAGUGAUUUGUACCGAGGGAAACUGAAGUAUAGCACAGCCCAGUUUUAAUACAUAGCUCAGUACAUUGGUUUGGUUAUUUUACACUAAGUAGUCGUACAACAUGUAUUUUUUACAUAUAAUGCAAAAAGAUUUUAGAAACACAAAGUGAUUUAUUGGGCAUAUGUGAAUGUACAUCUAUACAUACAUACAUACAUACAAAGAAGAGUUUGUUUGUUUGCAUGUGUUUUGUACAUGUGACAUACAAAAAAAGAAAAUGUCACUGUCUACAUGAGUUCUAAAAACCACUCCAUGUAGUUUACGUUUUGGAAUAGUUAUUUAGGUUAGCUACAUUUAAAAUGCUGAAAAAUUGUGUUGAAUGGUUGGUUACUUUAAGUUCGCGAAGUUAAAAAUACUCAUAUGGUGUAUUUCAGGAGAGUAAUUCUCAAAAAUACCAUUUUCUGAGUUUAAAUUAUUUUUCUUCAGAUGUGUACCUAUUCUAGGAAAUUAACUGUUUUAUCAUGUUUAACAGAAUCAUAUAUGAAAUAAAUGGUAUACAAAAAAUUCAAGUUUGAAGUUAAAUAUGUUUCAUUGUUAAAAAUUGUGUGAUCUCUGUCACUUUGUUGUAACAAAAGUUGUCCCUUUGGAUUGGGUUAAUUUUUCAAAAUGUUGAAGUCAAUAAAUUUUUGUAGAUUGUGAAAA